GCUGACUACGCCAUACUGAUAUCCUGCUCGAUGGGAGUCUAGGUAAAAUAUUUGCAAUUGACAAAGAUUAUGGCCAGUCUAUAAUUAUUCAGAUGGUAACUACGGCUGAGAAACCUAUAUUGCGGGUAAAUAUAUAGAGUGUAUUUAUUCUCAAGAAACUGUUGUAUGGAAAGUUAUGUGCACGAGUUUAGCCGGGAUACAAAACGAUGGUUUUGUUGAUGAGACGGUUCACGUCGUAUGCCCAACUAAACUCAAAACCGAGAAAAAGUAUAAGGAACAAAAAUCAAAAGAAAUAACAGUUGCUAUCUGUGCUAUGCUCAAUAGCAAUGGUGGAAAAGUCAGACUGUCUUGCAAAUCCAAGAGUGACUUAUGUGAAAGUUUAAAAUCAUCGGUGAGUCGAAUGCUGGAACAAUUAAUUAUAUCAAUAGUUGGACCUCGCAUGGCUACUUCUAAAAUAUGUAUGAAAGAUGACGAAGAAGGCCUGGUCAUUCAUGUUAAAAAAGCCGAUUAUUUAAUAACGACCAGUUAUAACCUUUAUUUACCCAGUCAAACACAAGUUGUUCAGUUAAAUCCCCGAGAACCACUAAAAAAUGUCUUAAAGGAUAUCAUGGACAGAAGAGUCGUUUCAGAACCUGUGAAACUUGGCUCACAUCAGAACAUUUUUCGUCGAGGUCAAGAUUCUGGUCUCAGUGAAAGCAAAAUGUGUCAAUUAAAGGAUCUAAAAUCAGAUCAAUCCAAACGCACGACGUUAGCAGAUCGUAUGACGGGUAAAAGCAAUAAAUUCAGCUGUUAUGUUUCAGCAUUUGCCAACUACAGGGGAGGUCACAUCUACUAUGGUAUCACAGAUGAAAGUAAAGUUGAGGGAGAGGUUAUUUCGUAUCAGAAUGACAGACAAGAAAUUAUAAAGAAAGUUCAAAAAUCCAUCAACAAGAUGAUCUGGCCUGAGUAUAUUGGUCAACCAAAACGAGGAGAACACUGGGAUAUAUUCUUCGAAUCAGUGUUAGAUGAAAACUCCACAAUAAUCCCUUCCAUCUUUGUGAUCGUUAUUUACAUUGCUUACUGUUUUGGUGGUGUGUUUACGGAGGAACCAGAAUGUUAUGAAAUGGUGGAUGGAAAAAUAAGGAAAAUGACGUUUAUUGCAUGGAUGGAAAGAAUACAUUAUGACAAGGUAUUGCGUUCACGCAGCAUUAAACGUAUCACGUGGAGCUCAAAUAAAAUUCGGAGCAUUUAUACUUUUUUAGACCACGUGUUAUCACAAAAACUUAAUACAACGGGCAAAUCCAUUCAGAAAAUCUCUAAAUCUCUUGAAUCAAAAUACCCCCGUCAAAUUAAGGAAGUAAGAUUAUUUGUUGGGUCGAAGAAAAUUAAGUUUUCGUACCGAACGAAUGAUUUCAGGAAUGUAGAAAAGUUACUUGAGCAAUACGAAGCUCUUCAAAUUGACACUACAGAUUUUGCAUUUUUUGACGCGAUACUUGCUUACAUAAAGCUUGCUUUAUACCGUGUCAAAGGAAAAAGCGACAUUCCAAUCGAAACACUAAUCUCUAACGCUUUAUCUAAAGCAGAGAUGAUCGAACCAGGUCUUACUACUGCUGCGAUAUAUCUACUUGUUGCUACAAUGACAAGUUCCGUUAGUGAAAUACCAGGUUACAUGGCAACAAUUCUUGGAACAACAGCCUUAGAACAUUUACAGUACGUCCAUGAUUCUCCCAUAGCACGAGCAGACUUGGAACAAGAGAUUCACAUUAGUUUAGCACUACACCACCUGGGUUAUAACGCAUAUCGGAUGCAAACUGAGAAGACAAUCGAUAGCAAGGAUUUAGACAAAGCAAAAUCCAGUCUUGCGAAAGUAGAUAAAUUAAUCUCAGAAGGAAAUUCGGUUAAUAAUUAUCGCAACACACGUUUAAAUCUGGCGAAGGCAUAUCAUCGAAAUCGGCAAUCCGAAAUCCAUCCUGAUGAAUCGUUGCUAAAAGAAGCUUUUCAAUUCUCAAAACAAGCUGAAAACCUUGCGACAGAAGAUCCAUCAUUGUUGCUCUUACGGAAUCAUGCAAAAUUAUUUUGUAAAGACAAUGUAUCAGGAUGUUAUAUAUGUUUAUAUGCCAAAGCUUGCACGGCGUUAUGUACUCAAAUUCAUUGAACUGGAACGAUAACUCAAGAGGGAAAAUUGAAGUCAGUGCUGCCAAAUGUCAAGUUAUAUUUCGUGUAAAAAUUUGGAGACUUUAGCUUAAAGGGAAACAUCUAAAAAAUAUUUGAAAAUUUUCCGGUUUUUUUGCCGGUUGGUAAUUCGCAGUUAUCGUUCUAGUCUACCUCAAAAUAUCCAAAGUAUAAUCUUUUGACUUUGUUCGAAAAUUUGUCAACAUAGACACUUCACACAAAACAAUAGUUUGGAAAUGAGGCGGGCAAUGUAAUCUAUUGUUUGUGGGAUGGCUUUCAUUUCCCGAGAAUAAAUUUUGGAAGUGCAUGUCUAUUGACUGCAAUGUAAUAAUUAUACUAAGUACUGAAUAAUGCUUGUAUAAUAGCCACCUAAUUAGAUUAGCCCUAAUAAUGGUUAUUUUGGGUGGCUAAACUCGUAUUAAUGUUAAAAUAAUUCCUUCGUUGUAAACCAAUUUUAACAGUGCCAUGCCAAAAAAUGGACUGUAGUGUAAACGGGGUUCAUAGUGAGUAAUACAGGGAUGCACGAAUUAAAAUAUGGAAUGUGUUUUAUUAUCGCUUUUAUGGCAAUGUAAAACACCGCAUACUAUAUAGUAAAGUGGGAAACUUGUCUUAUAUCGUAUAGAAAACAGUGGGCAACAUCCAGGGUAACGGCAAUUUUAGGUGUUGUACUUUUGUUAUAUGUAUUUUACAGUAAACGUUAAAGGCCAUUAUUGUUGAAAGUUAUAUGCAAAUUAGUUUAGUAUGAAAAUCACAUGUCACUAAUUUCUGGUAACCGCGUCAGUUGUUUUCGGUGCAGACUUUCAUUACUUAUCGAGUAUUUAUACUUUGGCAACACAUCCGUGUGUAAACAGUAGGAAGGAGAAUAAUGUGCAUUGUAACGAUGCGCGCGCUGGGUACCAACAGCCCCUGGAGUUGAACUUGCAUAGUUGUCAUAUAGUUACUGUAGUCGUUGUUAGAACGAACAAUAAAAAGGAUUUGAUA
This is a messenger RNA of Dendronephthya gigantea, 3132 nucleotides long. RefSeq lists its product as uncharacterized. Bases 176 to 2134 code for a protein of 652 amino acids. Lineage: Eukaryota; Metazoa; Cnidaria; Anthozoa; Malacalcyonacea; Nephtheidae. The record is from RefSeq and is a predicted model, not a curated record. The transcript is spliced from 3 exons.